Molecule: messenger RNA, 975 nt
Organism: Entamoeba dispar SAW760
Lineage: Eukaryota; Evosea; Mastigamoebida; Endamoebidae
Exons: 1
Coding region: 1-975 (324 amino acids)
Source: RefSeq, a predicted model, not a curated record
AUGAAUGAAAAUGAAAUACGAAUACUUAUAUUACGAUCACAUAUUGGAGGAAAAAAGUGUUGGAUUGAACUUGCUAAAAAUUGGAAUAAAUAUGGAAAAUAUAAAAUAGUAACAAUAUCUAUGAUUAAUUCACCAUUUUCAUAUAAUGAUUUAAUAAGAAUUAUGCCAGAUAUAAUUAUAUGUAGUGAUACUGCAGGAUCACCAAGUUAUUUUACUGUAGAUGAAUCAUUUUCAUUAAAACAAUUUAUUACAAAAAUACCAUGUAGAGGAAUUAUUGGUACAUAUGCAUGUUUUUAUCAUACUGAAGGAUUUGGAAAUUCAUUACGUAUUUUUGAUAAUAGACAAAUUGCACCAUUAUUUGGAAUUUCAGAUGAUUUAAUUUUUAUAUCAUCAAAAUUAAAUGAUAAUAUUCUUUAUACUAAUUAUUCAUCUUCAUAUCUUUAUCAAAAUAUAGGUAAUUCUCAUAAAAUUUCUGGUUAUCAAUCAUCAAAAACACCAAAAAUAGGAACUUGGUUAAAAGAUAAUAAAAUUAUUGGUUUAUUACCAAAUGCUUCAUUAUUAUAUCAUACUCUUGAUUAUAAAAGUAUUAUUGUAUAUUAUCAUCAUAAACAUUAUCAUUCUUUAUAUAUUAGUUCUAUGCCUGAAUUCUCAUCUCAAAGAACUUCUUCUGAUUUCCAUUUAAUUUAUCAUUGUAUAGUUUCUUUAUUUCUUCAAUCAAAACAAUCUCCUUUAUUAUCUUUAUCACUUAAAUCUAUUAGUGAUCAUCCAACUAUUCUUUAUGAUCAAUUAAUUACUAAUAGAUCCCUUGAAAAACUUCCACCUUAUCUCCAAUCUAAAGUUUUAUCUAUUCUUAAUGGUCAAAUCCAUUUUAAUAAUGAUGAUAUUAUUUAUCUUUCUUCUUUCAAUUUCCCUUUCUUAAAACAACCUUUUCAAAUUGGAAGUCCUCAUCAUUCUACUUCUUCUUUAUUAAUUUAA